AUGCCUCCUGCCACGGACGAACACGAUGAUGUCCGCCGGUACCGGGAGGAGAAAGCUGCUCGGCAACACGAGUCAAUGGAAGGUGACUCCGAGGACGACGUCGCCGCAGAGGCCGGCGUCGCCACAGCUGCCGACGAAGCGAGGCACGAACCUCCGCCCGGCCAUUCUCAUGAAGACGCCGGCGAAGCUGACGACAAACAUGACUCCAUCCCCCGAGAUACUUCCCAGGUCGACCCAGCAUCGACGGAUGUAAAGCAGAGGAGAAAACAGUUGAGGCUCAGACGAAAAGAAAGGGCGGAACGGGAGGUGACGGAUCCUGUGACGCACCUCCCUGUCACUAUUCACGACUUCACCGACGAGGCGCUGAAAGAAACACUUUCGGAACACGCGGUUUUCAAAUCCGACAAGCGAUAUGCUACGGGUCUGAGUUCGAAUCGUGAUUCGACUGAGCACUUGCAAAGCCAGACUCGAGGUCUCCAACAACUUCACCAGAGAAUGAGCCGGAGAUUUCCACCGCCUGAUUUCGAUUUGUUGAAUCAAAACAUUACGGCAAUCAGCAAUCGGGGGCUGACGUUCGGUCUUGCGGGGCUUGCGAUUGCCGUUCUGUCCGCCUUUUUCCUGGGGGGGUUCUGCCAUGGAACAAAACAAACGGACCUUGGCUUGGAGCCGGACUGUGGCAGCAGCAAGUGGUGGAUACUUUCUACUGUAUUCAUCGCCGGCGCAAUCUUGGCGGUGAUUGCUGGGGUGCGAGAUUACACCACUCGCAAAAUCAGCAACAUCUUCCAGGAUGAGGUUUGGGAUGCUCACAGACAGCAACUCGCCAAAGACAUGGAUAAACAGGAGACUGAGACAACAAUAUGGCUCAAUUCUGUGUUGGGUGCUGUCUGGCCCCUUAUAAACCCAGAUCUUUUCUUGAGCCUUUCGGAUACCCUCGAAGAUGUUAUGCAGGCUUCUCUCCCCAAGCUGGUUCGGAUGGUAAGCGUCGAGGAUAUCGGACAGGGAAGCGAGUCAAUCCGGAUAUUGGGCAUUCAAUGGCUGCCGACGGGGGCUGCGAGCGAGUCUGUAACACCCAGCGGCAAUCUCUCGCCGCCUGACAAAGCUGAAGCGAAUAAUGGUAGCCAGUCAUCGGCAUCCAAGGGAUCGAGCCAAAGCGGCGACCCUAAAACAUUGUCAAAGGCUGAAGCUGUCGCUGAGGGGAUGGAAGGUGAAGAGGGCGAUUUCGUCAAUUUGGAAGUAGCCUUUGCAUACCGAACUCGGUCCAGCUCGCGGAGCCUCAAGGACAGAACCAAGGACAUGCAUCUCUUCGUGGCUUUCUAUUUACCCGGAAACAUCAAGAUACCCGUCUGGGUAGACUUGCUAGGAAUUAUUGGAACCAUGAGGAUGCGUCUACAGCUGUGUCCGGAUCCGCCAUUCUUUUCACUUUGUACAUUUACCUUCAUGGGACAACCAAAGGUUGACGUGCGGUGUGUUCCGCUAAGCCGCCGUGGUCUCAAUAUCAUGGAUAUUCCACUCAUUAGCAAUUUCGUUCAGAGUGCCAUUGACGCCGCCGUGGCCCAGUAUGUCGCACCAAAAAGCCUGACCUUGGACCUGAAAGAUAUCCUAGCAGGUGAUGAUUUCAAAAAGGAUACAGUAGCGAGUGGAAUUUUAAUGAUUCACAUCAAACGCGGAUACGAUUUCAAGAUGGGAGACUCGGCGAUACCUCUUGUUCGGGAAGCUAGUUCUGAUCCUUAUGUGUCGGUUGGGUGGGCCAAGUUUGGCAAGGUUCUCUGGAGCACGCGCAUUUUGAAAUGUGAAAUGGAACCUUGCUGGGAUGAAACCUGCUUUGCGCUCGUCACGCCGGAGGAGGUGAACAUUGACGAGCGGCUCCGUGUCCAACUCUGGGACUCGGACAGGUUUACAGCUGAUGAUGACCUGGGACGGAUUGAAGUUGGCCUGAAGGAGCUGAUGCAAAAUCCUGAAUCGAGGGGAAAGACCUGGCACCGAACUGACGGCUUCCGCGCUCUCAAGGCCGGCGAUAACAUGCCUGGCAAAUUGGAGUGGAGUGUUGGCUACUAUCCCAAGGCCAGGAUCCAGCAGUGCCAGUUGGACAAGCAAACCUAUGAUCCCAAAAUACGAUCCAUGGAACAACUCAAGGUCAAAGUAGAUGAGACUUGUGAGCGAAAACUUCGUGAAUUCAUGAUCAAAGAAGGCAUCAAGGUGCGUGACGAAGAAGAACUAGAACAGCAAAUCAUCCUGGAGAUGAAGGCAGAAUCGGAUGCCAUGAUAUGCUCGGCACCUCCGCCAGACGACUACCCCAGCGGUUUAUUCAGCAUUCAAAUCCACAACAUUACCGGCCUAGAAGUCGAAAGACUAAACAGGCGGCAAGCCGAUGACUAUGACGAAGAGAGUGAUGAGGAAGAAGAAGGCGAUGGACUACCCAGCUCUUACUGUACCGUCAUUAUCAACCACAGCAAAACAUUCAAGACGCGAACGAAGCCACAAAAUGCAAAGCCCUUCUUCAAUGCAGGUUGCGAGCGAUUCGUCAGAGACUGGAGAGACUGCGAGGUGUUCGUCUCCGUCCGAGACGCAAGACUCCACGAAGACAAUCCACUCCUAGGGAUUGUCCACCUUCCCCUUGCAGAGCUUUUCAAAGACCGCUCCCAAGUCAUGGGAUGGUACCCCUUGAGCGGCGGCAUCGGUCGUGGCCGCGUCAGACUGUCCAUGGUUUGGCGCAGCGUCAGACUCCAAGCUCCCCCCAACCUCCUAGGUUGGCAGUACGGCACCGUAGACGUCCACCCAAUUGCAGUUAGCGAAGAUUGCCAGCCCGAGCUCAAGGGUUGUAAACUCAAGCUCAAGACAGACAUUAGCAUGGGCAAACUGCGGCCUGUCGGAAGCAGCGGCAAAUGGAUGUCCAAAAAAGAGCAGGACCUCCAUUUAGCCGUCAGGAAGCGCUACAGCAGCUGCAUGGCCGUUGAGUUUCGAGACAAGCGUUUCCUGGGGGAAAAGGUUUCUGCGUUCUGCGUUCUCUGGCUCAAGGACAUCCCCGACGAAGAGGAAGAAGAUCUCCAACUCCCCAUUUGGAAAGGCGAUUAUGAGCGCGCAACGUCGAAUUGCUUGAAAGGCUGUGGUGAAAAACUGGGCACCCUCAAGAUCAAAUUAACUUUUUUGUCUGGAAUGGGCAUCGCUCAUUCCCGCUGGGCAAGUCGAAAUCAACACACCCGCGACGUUGUCGAAGUGAUUGACACGGCCCGCGACAAUCUAGACCUGGACAAGAUUGAACGAGAAGCAGGGAUUGUGGACGAGGAAGCCUCUAGUGACAGUGACAGCUCGUCGGACGGUGGACAGGAGGCAGUGCCGGAUGGGAGUGCACAGCAUAAACAGGGUUUGAUAGACCAGCUGAGGGAUUACAAGAGGCGGGACAAGGCGCUGCAUAGGCAGCACAGGGGCCUGAUGCAAUGGAAGGUCCCGAGGACGGCGAGAUGGAUGAGGCACAAGAUAGGCAGGGUGGAGGAGAGCGUGUCGGGGUUGUUUGACCAUCAUAACAAGCAGCCAGGCAUUGAGACUGAAGUAUGA
This is a messenger RNA of Metarhizium album ARSEF 1941, 3552 nucleotides long. RefSeq names its product meiotically up-regulated protein. The record is from RefSeq and is a predicted model, not a curated record. The coding region runs from base 1 to 3552 and encodes 1183 amino acids. The transcript is spliced from 4 exons. Gene Ontology annotation, molecular function: lipid binding. NCBI's taxonomy places the organism in Eukaryota, Fungi, Ascomycota, Sordariomycetes, Hypocreales, Clavicipitaceae.